AUGGGAGGUUCGUCGUACCAUCGAUUUGGUGAAGACAACACUAAAAGUGUUUUAACGUGCGAGUUUAAGAAGGUUUUGGUUUUAAGUGUUUCAUUGUUUUUUGUUUUGAUGAGUGGAGCGUUGUUUAUAAGUCUAUUUAUAGUCAAAGUACCCCUUCCAGACAUAACGGAGACAACAAGAGUAGUUGGUACUAUUCAAACACUCCAAAUUCCUAUCCAUGAAGUUUUGGAACAAGUUGACCAAAUUGCGAAAAGUAUGAGAAGGUCGAAUGUGCUUGGUCAAAUAAUAGGGGAAAUUGUGAAUACAACUCUUUUGAGUGUGCAAAACAACGAAAUUACUGAUAAGGAACUUGUAGUGCAAUUUGAAGCAUUUUUAGAUGGUUUUUCGGUCUUUUUAGAAAAAUUGAACGAUUCCAUUUUCAAGAGAUUUGUACCUGAUUCUCUUGUGAGUGAAGUCCGUGAACUUGCAGAUAAAAUUAAAGAAAUGAAUCCAAUAUUAAUAGAAUUGUAUGGAAAGAUGACAGAAAUAAACUCAAAUUUUAAAGGAUUUUUUAGCGUCUUUGACAUCAUCCAAAAGAAGAUGAGCGUUCUUUUGUAUAAAACACCACAAAUUGAAAAGAUGUUUAAUAAUCUGAAUAUAGCAUUAGAUAUGGGAAAUGAAAAGGCGAAAAUGAUUGUUGAUAUGUGGAAUCUCUCAAGUGUUGUUUUUUCAAUUGUGUGUGGUUUUAUUUUCUUUUCUUCGUUAUACAUUGGGUACUUUUCUUGGUUUAAUUUAUUCUGA
This is a messenger RNA of Entamoeba invadens IP1, 780 nucleotides long. RefSeq lists its product as hypothetical. The record is from RefSeq and is a predicted model, not a curated record. NCBI's taxonomy places the organism in Eukaryota, Evosea, Mastigamoebida, Endamoebidae. The transcript has a single exon. Bases 1 to 780 code for a protein of 259 amino acids.